AUGGGCGCAUCAAUUUGGGGAGCUAUAGGGCUGUCAGCAUUCUACACUGUGGUAUGGGCUCUGAAUGUUCUCGGAUGGCGCACUGCGCGUAUCCGCUACGCCCACCCCAACCUCCCCUCCCGUCUCUCCCAACGCUCGCCAUCCGCUACCCCGGGCGUGACCAUCAUCCGCCCUCUAUGCGGGCUCGACCAAAACCUGUACAACACGCUCGAAAGCGUCAUGAAGAUACAGUAUCCCAAGUUCGAAGUCAUAUUUGCGCUGCAGAGCGAGCAGGAUGAGGCGUUGCCGGUGGUCAGGAUGAUCAUGGAAAAGUAUCCCGAUGUGGACGCAAGAGUCGUCAUAAACUCGAUUGUGGUCGGCGUCAAUCCCAAAGUCAACAACCUCAUGACACCUUUCCGAGAUGCCAAAUACGACCUCCUCUGGGUUCUCGACUCGACAUGCUCUGUCGUUCCCGAUACUCUAGGCCGCUCAAUCGAAGCAUUCUUCUCCGAUCCCAGCUCAAAUUCGCCUUUGGCGACUUAUGAUCCCGAGGCUUCGCCCCUCUUGUCGAUAGCCGAUGAUGUGAGGAAGCCUCCUGUGGCUGGAGAAGUUGGCCUGGUUCAUCAGGUGCCGCUUGCCGUGUGUUAUCAAAAGACUUGGGGGAGUCUGAUAGAGCAGGCGUAUCUGAACACGACACAUUCCAAGAUGUACUUGGCUAUCAACGCCGUCUCAAUCGACUCCUGCGUUGUCGGCAAAUCCUGCAUCUACUCUCGUGACAACAUUUCCAAUCUCACCUCCCCGGCUCCAUCUCUGCGGACACUUUCCAAUCCUCCAAAAGGCUUGGAAGGGUUCGGCCCCUAUCUCGCAGAAGACAACAUGAUCGGCCUUUCCCUCUGGCAUGAGCUAAAGCUCAAGCAUGCUAUGACUUCGGAUGUCGUCCUCGACUUUCUGGGCGCAUUGACAGUCACAGACUACAUCAAUCGAAGAGUCAGAUGGCUGAGGGUGCGGAAAAAGAUGACUCCCAUCGUGGUCACGCUCCUAGAGCCAGCAACAGAGUCCAUCGUCGCGGGCCUGUACGGCUCAUGGGCCAUCUCUACUUUGCUCGAUGGUAACAUGUUUCCUAUAUUCCUGGUGCACAUGGCUAUCUGGCUGGGGAUCGAUCUGUCGACAAAGGCAGCGCUCGAGACGAAUGUAAAGCAUAUAGGACCUCCGGGGAGCCGGGUGACUUUCUUGAUGGCGUGGGCUGCACGGGAGUGUUUGGCUCUCCCCAUCUGGCUCAUGUCUAUGACGAGUGCGGAAGUUGUCUGGAGAGGCAACAAGUAUAGGAUCGUGGAUUCAGGCGAGGCAGUAAAGCUGAGUUGA
Messenger RNA from Cryptococcus amylolentus CBS 6039, 1341 nucleotides. RefSeq lists its product as hypothetical. Lineage: Eukaryota; Fungi; Basidiomycota; Tremellomycetes; Tremellales; Cryptococcaceae. Gene Ontology annotation, biological process: glucosylceramide biosynthetic process. The record is from RefSeq and is a predicted model, not a curated record. Gene Ontology annotation, cellular component: membrane. The transcript has 6 exons. The coding region runs from base 1 to 1341 and encodes 446 amino acids. Gene Ontology annotation, molecular function: ceramide glucosyltransferase activity.